AUGAACCGCUCCACUCUGAAGGCGCAGAGCACCAAGCAGCUCUGAGCUGACACGAACCCAGGAAACUACUUUUACAAGCUUUAGGUUUGUUGCCAAAAUAACUCCUAAAGCAUUUUGACUAUUGUUUAUAGUCUUCUGACCACUGCGAACAGCAUUUAUCCGGCAACACUGCAAUAUAUGGAUUUAGUACAAGGACCGGGGAAACAUUAAAGGUGUUUGAUUUCCAGACAGACCUGGACCCCCCUGCACACCCAGACAGCUGUUUUAACCUCUGCUUGACCCCACCUCUGCUUGUUCUGUCUGUGUGGUGCCCAGAGCUCCCCAUCCUGCCUAGAGUGGGGCACAGCGCCAUGGUAACUCACAGCAAGUUUGACUCCGCAAUGAGCAGCAGCCACUUGGACUCCAACAUGCGGCUGCCUCACCGUUACAAGACUUUUACCUCUAAAGCGCAGUACCAGAUGGUCCUUUCUACGAUCCACAAACUCCAAGAGAGUGGCUUCUACUGGGGCGCCAUCAGUGGAAAGGAGGCCAAUGCCAUGCUGGCAUCCGAGUCCACCGGCACCUUCCUGAUCCGGGACAGUUCUGACAACCGUCACCUGUUCACCCUCAGCGUCAAGACGGUGUCAGGCACCAAGAACCUGCGUGUCCAGUGUGACCCUUCAUCCUUUUUUCUGCAAACGGACCCUAAAAACAUUCAAUCUGUUCCUCAUUUUGACUGCAUCCUCAAGUUGGUCCAUUACUAUAUGCCUCAGAGCAAAGGGAAUGCUCGCAGUGGGAGUACUUACUACAUCUACUCUGGAGGGGAGAAGAUCCCCCUGGAGCUCAUCAAACCUCUGUCCUGUAGUCUGUCCACGCUGCAGCAUCUGUGCAGGAAAACAGUAAAUGGACACUUGGACAUUUCUUCUAAAAGAGACCAGCUCCCUCAUCCUCUGAAGGAGUUCCUUCAGGAGUAUGAUGCUCCUAUCUAGAGGCUUUGGACUGAUGCUCUUGAAGGGGCAGAGACUAAACUGAGGAAAGAAACUGGAAGGCUUCAGCACCCACCGUGUCUGAGGAGUCAAAGGUCAGGACUGAGCUUGUCAAAAGGAGCAGUUCAGAGCCUCAUUAGGUCCACAUUUCAGGACGAGAGACACUGGAUUGAGGACUACAAAGAGGGCUAAGACACACAGGGUUCUGCUGUGAACUGAUGUGAAAGAGAGAACCCCCACUGUUCUGCUCUGCAUCACUAAUGACGUCCAACUGACUGAAAACUGAAGUGAGGUUCACAGUCAGCUGUGGAGAUGACACGCAGGUUCCUUCUGCUGCUGCUAAAGUGAAGCAUGGGCAGCUCACACACAUCAGCCUCCGAAAAUUAUCCAUCCAUUAAAGCUGGACUGGCUUUUAUGAAGAGAAUAGCAUUUUUGCUGACGUUGGAUGAUAAUCACAGACAUAUUAGACACGUCUGUCCAGCAUCCUGGUAUCUCUGACCAAGUACUGUAUUUGCUGGAAAUACACAGACAAAAGGAAACGCAGAUUAAAAAUGAGUGGACACUAGUUGCCUUUUGAGGCCAUGUUUGUGCCAACCAUGAUGGGAAAGGGCUGAGCAUUUUUUUAGAAGAUGGAUCAUGUGAUAUCUUAAAAUAAUGAGAGGAAUGUUCCUUUUUUACAUAGUGGAAGUUUUUUUUUUUUUUUUUACCAAACUUGCCUGAACCACCAGUUUUGUUUGUGAUGGAAUUUGACUGAACACAACAGGAUCUUGCUUGAGUUAUUAAGAAUACAGAUCCUAGCAAACCCUUAGAGCCAAACUUUUGUACGACUGCAGUGGUGAGGACAUAUAGAGUAAACACCAAAAGAUGUAGUAGUGGCACAGACAGGGUCCUCAUUGUUUGCAAAUGAAUGUAUUAAAUAUCUCUCUUCUUCAAAUUUGGAGAACAGAUGACACAUAUCUUAUUUUCCUGUCUCUUUUUUAAAGUAAUGUUUACAUGUGGGAAGAUGAAAUUGUAAAUCUGUUUAAUCCUGUCUUUUAUAAAGAUAUACCUUUUUCCAGCCAAAUCCAAUGGCUGUGGAUGCUUGAAGAUAUUUGAGAAGUUUAACGAAGCAAGCAGACUGAUACAACUUUGCACUUAUUUAUAUUUGUACAAACAUUUCUUUAAUUUAUAAUAAAAAAAGCACUAUUUUUAUAUGAA
Molecule: messenger RNA, 2162 nt
Organism: Sphaeramia orbicularis (orbiculate cardinalfish)
Lineage: Eukaryota; Metazoa; Chordata; Actinopteri; Kurtiformes; Apogonidae
Gene: socs3a
Product: suppressor of cytokine signaling 3a
Exons: 2
Coding region: 351-968 (205 amino acids)
Biological process (GO): intracellular signal transduction; phosphatidylinositol phosphate biosynthetic process
Cellular component (GO): phosphatidylinositol 3-kinase complex
Molecular function (GO): 1-phosphatidylinositol-3-kinase regulator activity
Source: RefSeq, a predicted model, not a curated record